Molecule: messenger RNA, 699 nt
Organism: Rhizoctonia solani
Lineage: Eukaryota; Fungi; Basidiomycota; Agaricomycetes; Cantharellales; Ceratobasidiaceae
Exons: 2
Coding region: 1-699 (232 amino acids)
Source: RefSeq, a predicted model, not a curated record
AUGAUCGUCGUCGUUUCUGGGAUGAAUGCGCUAGUCCGCCGCUCUUGCGUUCGUGUCACCGUGCGUAAUACAAAUAAAAAAGCAGGAAACAAGUCAAAGCCUGUGUCCCCUCCAUCCGCUUCUACUCGUGCUCCUUCCCCAGCCCCUGCUCCUCCUCCUACACACACUUCUCCACCCAAUGCAGAGCCCACGCCAAGCAUAGCAUCCUUCCACGAGUCCCUAAACGCAAGCGAACGACCACACAUCCCACUACCCACUCCAAACCCACCGCUCUCAUCCUACGCGCUCGCCCCCGAAAAGCUGCGUGCGCUCAUCGACCUGUACCACUCUUCGACAGGGUACAUCACGCCCGAAACACUCUCGUCGGCCAUCGACAAGACGUUCGCCCCCGCUCGGCGCACUUUUAACUCGGGCGGGCUGCUCAAGUCGUACAGGGACCUUGUCGCGGAGCGGGACGAGCUGGAUGCGGAGCCCGAUCGUGUUGUUCCGAGCGCGAACGAGUUGAGUGGGCGUGGGCACGGUACGGUCGAUGGUAUCGCUGGCCCAUUGGCCGGUGGGUGGAGUGAGAGCAAGGCCGAGAGGGCGAGGAUGGUCAAGGCUGCACUCUGGGGUGUUGAUCCGAUGGCCAAGAUUGGGCUCGAGACGCUUUUGGAGGCCAAGGUUGAGUUGGAGGCCCAGGACAAGGAGCGAAAGGAGUGA